Closterium sp. Naga37s-1 is the source of this 615-nucleotide messenger RNA. The record is from the annotation of a GenBank genome assembly. Lineage: Eukaryota; Viridiplantae; Streptophyta; Zygnematophyceae; Desmidiales; Closteriaceae.
AUGCAAGCACUCGCUGACUCAACCGCGGACGACACCGCCAGCGAGCCGCCUUCCUCACUGGAAUCCCUUGAUGAGGGGGAGUUCCUCUCAUCCGUUGCGCAUGCAGUAGGGUCGCGGAAGCGCAAGGCGGCGGAGAUCGAGGAGGUCCCCUUCGCGGAUGCACCUGUUGAGGGUGGAAGCGAGGAGUCGGAGGUGACGUGUCAGCUGCGCCGUGCGAUUGCUGCUGUCAUCCUCCGCGGCAGCGGGGCUGGCGGACCGUGCCCCGCACUUGGCGCUGCUUCUUCCGACGUUCCCUCGCCUCCCGCGGCUGCGCCGCUGCCAAUCGUUACCACUCUUCUCGCCAACCCCGCCGACAGGACGCUCACCCAUGGCCCGCUACCAAUGCCCUUUCGCCUGCCCAUCGCCAAUGUUGCGGCAGAGGUGCCAAUGGGGCAGCAGAUCAUGAUGCGGAUGAUUGGUUGCAACGACCGGCAGAUUGCGGGCGAGUGCAUCAAGGCGCGGAGCAUGGCGGAGAGGCAGAGGUGGGAAAGGAUUAGUGAGGGGCUGCAGAAGCUGCAGUUGGUGGUGCGCGGGCAUGGGGACACGGCCACCAUGCUUGAAAAGGCUGUCGCGUAA